Messenger RNA from Chanos chanos (milkfish), 3258 nucleotides. It is a transcript of the gene aldh1l2, whose product is annotated as aldehyde dehydrogenase 1 family, member L2. The record is from RefSeq and is a predicted model, not a curated record. The transcript has 23 exons. Lineage: Eukaryota; Metazoa; Chordata; Actinopteri; Gonorynchiformes; Chanidae. Gene Ontology annotation, cellular component: cytoplasm. The coding region runs from base 16 to 2787 and encodes 923 amino acids. Gene Ontology annotation, molecular function: formyltetrahydrofolate dehydrogenase activity; oxidoreductase activity, acting on the aldehyde or oxo group of donors, NAD or NADP as acceptor. Gene Ontology annotation, biological process: one-carbon metabolic process; biosynthetic process; 10-formyltetrahydrofolate catabolic process.
UAUACAUCUGGCGCCAUGUUGUGGACAGCUAACAGGAUCAUUAGGAAAUUUUCCACAAGCUCUACUUACUAUCAAAAUAAGCUGAAACUGGCCCUGAUUGGCCAGAGCCUGUUUGGACAGGAAGUGUACACUAACCUUCGCCAGCAAGGCCACAAGGUGGUGGGUGUGUUCACUGUCCCUGAUAAGGAUGGCAAGGCAGACCCAUUGGCGGUAGCAGCGGAGAAGGACGGCACGCCGGUGUUUAAGUUCCCCCGGUGGCGUGUGAAGGGCAAGCCCAUCCCUGAGGUUGUGGAAGCCUACAAGGCGGUGGGAGCGGAACUGAAUGUCAUGCCCUUCUGCUCCCAGUUCAUCCCCAUGAAUGUUAUUGACCACCCUAAACAUGGCUCCAUUAUCUACCAUCCCUCUCUCCUGCCCAAGCACAGAGGAGCUUCCGCCAUCAACUGGACGCUGAUUGAAGGUGAUAAGAAGGCAGGCUUCUCUAUCUUCUGGGCGGAUGAUGGCUUGGACACUGGCCCCAUCCUCCUGCAGAGGGAAUGUGCUGUGGAACCUAAUGAUACUGUUGACACCCUUUACAACCGCUUCCUCUUCCCUGAGGGCAUCAAAGCCAUGGUGGAAUCUGUGCAGCUCAUAGCUGAUGGCAAAGCUCCCAAGAUCCCACAGCCUGAGGAAGGGGCCAGCUAUGAGGGCAUUCAGAAGAAGUCCAAUGCUAAAGCAAACAUGGGACAGCCAGCAGAAGCCAUCCAUAACUGGAUCCGUGGCCAUGAUAAAGUUCCAGGAGCCUGGGCCGUCAUUGAUGGACAGGUGGUGACUCUGUAUGGAUCAUCUUUGCUGAGUGGCUCUGCACCAUCUGGCCAACCUGUAGAGGUGGAAGGAGCCAGUCAACCUGGAUUAAUUACCAACUCAGGCCUAGUGUUGUUUGGCACCGACGGGAAAGCACUUCAGGUGAAGAACCUGCAGUUUGAGGACGGAAAGAUGAUCCCUGCAGCCAAGUACUUCUCCUCAGGAGAGAGCGCCAGCGUGGAGCUCACCGAGGAGGAGCGGAAGAUGGCCGAGGAGAUCAGGGGGAUCUGGAAAGGCAUUUUGAGCAACGUUCCAGCGAUUGAGGAGACGACUGAUUUUUUCAAAUCUGGAGCAGCGUCUAUGGAUGUUGUCCGGUUGGUGGAGGAGAUUAAGCAGAAGUGUGGGGGUGUGGAACUGCAGAACGAAGAUGUUUACAUGGCCACCACGUUCCAGGAUUUUAUCCAGAUGUUUGUGCGUCGCCUCCGUGGAGAGGAUCAGGAGGAGGAACUGGUUAUUGAUUAUGCAACUAAAGAUGUGAAUAACAUGAGCCUGAAGAUGCCGUACCAGUGUUUUGUCAACGGAAGGUUUGAAGAUGCGGAAAACGGAAAGACCUACGACACUGUGAAUCCCACAGAUGGCUCAGUCAUCUGUAAAGUCGCCUAUGCCUCAGUGGCGGACGUUGACCGUGCAGUGAGCGCAGCUAAAGAGGCAUUUGAGAAUGGACCCUGGGGCAAAAUGAAUCCUCGUGACCGAGGCAGGCUGCUCUACAAUCUAGCUGACUUAAUGGAGCAGCAUCAGGAGGAACUGGCCACCAUUGAGGCCAUUGACUCAGGUGCUGUGUACACUCUGGCCCUCAAGACUCACGUGGGCAUGUCCAUUCAGACCUUCAGAUACUUCGCUGGCUGGUGUGACAAGAUCCAGGGCACGACGAUACCAAUCAAUCAGGCCCGGCCCAAUCGCAAUCUGACCUUUACUAAGAAAGAACCUCUUGGCGUAUGUGCCAUUGUGAUUCCCUGGAAUUACCCUCUGAUGAUGUUAGCCUGGAAGAGUGCAGCAUGUCUGGCAGCUGGAAACACCCUUGUCCUGAAACCUGCACAGGUGACUCCUCUGACUGCGCUGAAGUUUGCAGAGCUGACUGUGAAAGCCGGCAUUCCUAAAGGUGUUAUCAACAUUCUACCUGGAUCAGGUGGCCUGGUUGGACAGAGGUUGUCUGAUCAUCCUGACAUUCGUAAACUGGGCUUCACUGGUUCUACCCCUAUUGGCAAGCAGAUCAUGAAGAGCUGUGCAGUGAGUAAUUUGAAGAAAGUCUCCCUGGAGCUUGGUGGUAAAUCCCCCCUCAUCAUCUUCAGUGACUGUGACAUGGACAAAGCAGUGAGAAUGGGUAUGAGUUCUGUGUUCUUCAACAAGGGAGAGAACUGCAUUGCAGCAGGACGGCUGUUUGUGGAAGAAUCCAUACAUGACGAGUAUAUUAGUAGAGUGGUAGCGGAGAUUAAGAAGAUGAAGAUAGGAGACCCAAUUGACCGGUCUACAGAUCAUGGUCCCCAGAACCACAAAGCUCACCUGGACAAACUGGUGGAAUACUGUGAGAUCGGAGUGAAAGAGGGGGCCACACUCGUUUACGGGGGCCGACAGGUUGACAGACCAGGGUAUUUCAUGGAGCCAACAGUGUUUACAAAUGUGGAAGAUCACAUGUUCAUUGCCAAAGAGGAGUCCUUCGGCCCCAUCAUGGUAGUGUCCAAAUUUAAGGAUGGUGAUGUAGAUGGUGUUCUGAGCAGAGCAAAUGACACCGAGUUUGGCCUGGCCUCCGGCGUUUUUACUCGAGACAUUAACAAAGCCAUGUAUGUGAGUGAGAGACUGGAGGCCGGAACGGUGUUUGUCAACACCUACAACAAGACCGACGUGGCCGCGCCCUUCGGUGGCUUCAAACAGUCAGGCUUCGGCAAGGACCUGGGUGAGGAAGCGCUUCACGAGUACCUCCGUACCAAAGCCGUGACAGUGGAAUACUGAAAGGGAAAAGAUCCUGGCUGAACUCUGGGAUCGGCUGCUAAUAAGUCACUCUGACUGAAGUCGAUCAGGUUGAUUUUGCGUCUUGUCUCUGGACUGGCUAGGAGUGGUGUUGACAGACGCAUCUUCUGCCGCAAAUAUUCUGACGUGCCUACGUUUUUUAUCACUCCGUUUUGGAAGUAUGUUUUUUUGCUUAAAGGAAUAUGAGUUGAUCUCCCAUCCCCAAGCAGAUGGGAAAAAAAAAUAACACACUUCAUAAUGAUUUGUUCAUAAUGGGUAGUUUGAGGCCACCUAACAUAAAGCUGUCUGUAUAGUAAGUAUUCAGUCACCCUGGAGCAAUUACAGUAUUACAGAAUUCUAAUUUAAUCACAGAAUUUUAAUCUUUCAUAUCUGCUUAUCAAAAAAAAGUGUCUUUUUAUCACUUCUAUUAUUUAGCUUGUAUGUGCAUAGAUCCCGUUUUAAAGUAGCAUACUU